AUGGUGGCUCACAUAAAAAGCAGCCGGCUCAAGGCCAUGGGUGUGGGCCAGCACCACAGCGCCAGCAACUACCAUAACCAGAGCUUUAAGGAGCUGCAAGCAGCCUGUCUGAGAAAGGGGGAGCUGUUUGAGGACCCCUUAUUCCCUGCUGGACCCAGUUCACUAGGCUUCAAGGAACUGGGCCCCAACUCCAGAAAUGUGCAGAACAUCUCCUGGCUGCGGCCCAAGGAGAUCACAAGCAACCCUCAGUUCAUCGUGGAUGGGGUCUCUCCAACAGACAUCUGCCAGGGAGUACUUGGAGACUGCUGGCUGCUGGCUGCCAUUGGCUCACUCACCACGUGCCCCAAACUUCUGUACCGUGUGGUGCCCAAGGAGCAGGGCUUCAAGAGAAACUAUGCUGGCAUCUUCCAUUUUGAGAUUUGGCAGUUUGGGCAGUGGGUGGACGUAGUGGUGGAUGACAGGCUGCCCACAAAGAAUGACAAGCUGGUGUUCGUACACUCAUCCGAGCGCAGUGAGUUCUGGAGUGCCCUGCUGGAGAAGGCGUAUGCCAAGCUGAACGGGUCCUAUGAAGCACUGUCAGGAGGCAGCACCAUGGAGGGCUUUGAGGACUUCACGGGAGGCGUGGCCCAGAGCUUCCAACUCCAGAGGCCCCCUCACAACCUGAUGAGGCUCCUCAGGAAGGCUGUGGAGCGAUCCUCCCUCAUGGGCUGCUCCAUCGAAGUCACCAGUGAUAGUGAGUUGGAAUCACUGACCCAGAAGAUGCUGGUGAGAGGACAUGCUUACUCAGUGACUGGCUUUCAGGAUGUCCUCUACAGAGGCAAGAUGCAAACACUGAUUCGGGUCCGGAAUCCUUGGGGCCGGAUUGAGUGGAAUGGAGCCUGGAGUGACAAUGCCAGGGAGUGGGAAGAGGUGGCCUCAGACAUCCAGAUACAGCUGCUGCACAGGAAGGAGGAUGGGGAGUUCUGGAUGUCCUACGAAGAUUUCCUGGACAACUUCACACUCCUGGAGAUCUGCAACCUCUCACCUGACGCACUCUCUGGGGACUACAAGAGCUACUGGCAUACCACCUUCUAUGAGGGAGGCUGGCGUAGGGGCAGCACCGCGGGGGGCUGCAGGAAUAACCCUGACACAUUCUGGACCAACCCCCAAUUUAAGAUCUGUCUCCCGGAGGAGGACGACCCAGAUGAUAACACGGAGGACGACUCAGUCAUGUGCACCUGCCUGGUGGCCCUGAUGCAGAAGAACUGGAGGCACGCACGGCUGCAGGGAGUCCAGCUGCAGACCAUCGGCUUUGUCAUCUACUCGGUCCCAAAAGAGUUUCAGAACAUCCAGGACACUCACUUGAAGAAGGACUUUUUCACGAAGUAUCAGGAUCAUGGCUUUUCAGAGAUUUUCACCAACACACGGGAGGUGAGCAGCCAACUCCGGCUGCCUCCAGGGGAAUAUAUCAUUAUUCCCUCCACCUUUGAGCCACACAAAGAUGCUGACUUCCUACUUCGUGUCUUCACAGAGAAGCACAGCGAGUCCUGGGAACUGGAUGAAGUCAACUAUGCUGAGCAACUCCAAGAGGAGUAUGCCUCUGAGAAUGACAUAGACCAGGACUUCAUACAUUUGUUUGAGAUAGUGGCAGGAGAGGGCAAGGAGAUAGGCAUAUAUCAGCUACAAAGGUUGCUCAACAGGAUGGCCUUCAAACUCAAAUACCUCAAGACCAAGGGCUUUGGCUUGGAUGCAUGCCGCUGUAUGGUCAACAUCAUGGAUAAAGAUGGCUCUGGCAAGCUGGGGCUUCUAGAGUUCCAGAUCCUGUGGAAAAAAAUCAAGAAAUGGACGAAAAUCUUUCGAGAGUGUGAUGAAGACCAGUCAGGCACCUUGAACUCCUACGAGAUGCGCUUGGCAAUUGAGAAAGCAGGCAUCAAACUGAACAACAAGGUGAUGCAGGUGCUGGUGGCCAGGUAUGCAGGUGAUGACAUGAUCGUGGACUUUGACAGCUUCAUCAGCUGUUUCCUGAGGCUGAAGGCCAUGUUCACAUACUUUCUAACCAUGGACCCCAAGAACACCGGCCAUAUCCGUUUGAACAUGGAACAGUGGCUGAAGAUAACCAUGUGGGGAUAG
This is a messenger RNA of Cynocephalus volans (Philippine flying lemur), 2109 nucleotides long. RefSeq names its product calpain 11 (gene CAPN11). The transcript has 21 exons. Gene Ontology annotation, cellular component: cytoplasm. Gene Ontology annotation, biological process: proteolysis. The coding region runs from base 1 to 2109 and encodes 702 amino acids. NCBI's taxonomy places the organism in Eukaryota, Metazoa, Chordata, Mammalia, Dermoptera, Cynocephalidae. The record is from RefSeq and is a predicted model, not a curated record. Gene Ontology annotation, molecular function: calcium-dependent cysteine-type endopeptidase activity; calcium ion binding.